UUCAUCCCUACAACACCACCACGCGCAUCUCAGUUUGGUCCAGUUUGACAUCCUGCACGCUACACGAAUCAAUAUUGUGAUACACCGCACCAAAAUGGAGACUGGAGUACGUGAUCCUAAUAGUGAAUCAGUUGAUGAGUUAAGACAAAGACUAAACAACAUGAAACGCAUGAUGGCUGAACGACAAUCAGCUGGGAUGUCUCUAGAUGAAGGCCAGAAUCGACGCAGAGCCGGAAGUAUCAUCGAUGGAAGUUUCCUCAGUGUUGUUUUUGGUGUAGCGUUGUUAGUCAUCAUCAGCGUGAGCAUCUACGCAUUCUACAACCUUUACCAUGCGAUUCUAAAGAAGUUCCCUUCACAUCACACCGAAUUGUAAUACUUAUCUCAACAGAAGAAUCAAAGUGUCAAAUGUGCUCAAACACAAUUCCUUUACAAAUGUAGGUUUUUUUAUAUAAACAAUUGUUACUUUGA
Molecule: messenger RNA, 468 nt
Organism: Dalotia coriaria
Lineage: Eukaryota; Metazoa; Arthropoda; Insecta; Coleoptera; Staphylinidae
Exons: 2
Coding region: 95-373 (92 amino acids)
Source: RefSeq, a predicted model, not a curated record